Messenger RNA from Dunckerocampus dactyliophorus (ringed pipefish), 1229 nucleotides. It is a transcript of the gene alyref, whose product is annotated as Aly/REF export factor. The record is from RefSeq and is a predicted model, not a curated record. The coding region runs from base 139 to 948 and encodes 269 amino acids. NCBI's taxonomy places the organism in Eukaryota, Metazoa, Chordata, Actinopteri, Syngnathiformes, Syngnathidae. The transcript has 6 exons. Gene Ontology annotation, molecular function: mRNA binding. Gene Ontology annotation, biological process: mRNA export from nucleus. Gene Ontology annotation, cellular component: nucleus.
AACCUCCUUAAGUCCUUUGUGUUUAAGCCCGCACCAGUUGGCUGCAGUUGUGUGAGGGAAGAACAGCAAGACGAGAGUAUAGGGCGUGCUUUUUAAAAGAAAUUAUUUUGUCAACAGUUUAAUUUUUGGGACAGCAUUAUGACCGACAAAAUGGAUAUGUCUUUAGACGACAUUAUCAAACAGAACAGGCAGCAGAGAGGUGGCGGCAGGGGUGGAAGAGGCCGAGGCCGCGGAGGCCCUGGCGGCGGCCGAGGAGGAGGCGCUGCGCGCCUUGGAGUAAGCGGCGGAGGAUUUGGAGGCCGAGGCGGAGGAUCCGGCCCCAUGAGGAGCCGUCAAAACCUGAACCGCGCUAGAGGCAGACCGACGCCAUACAGCAGGCCCAAACAGCUCCCAGAUAAGUGGCAACACGACAUGUUUGACAACGGCUUCAGCGGAUUCAACGGCACUGCUGGCAGCGGCGGAGCUGGUGUGGAAACCGGAGGGAAGCUCCUUGUCUCCAACCUUGAUUUUGGUGUUUCAGAUGCUGAUAUUCAGGAACUUUUUGCUGAGUUUGGGACGUUGAAAAAGGCUGCGGUCCAUUAUGAUCGUUCAGGAAGAAGCCUAGGAACGGCAGAUGUCCACUUUGAAAGAAGGGCAGAUGCGCUCAAGGCCAUGAAACAGUACAAUGGCAUCCCGCUGGAUGGGAGGCCCAUGAACAUACAGCUCGUCACAUCACAGAUUGAUACACAGAGGCGGCCAAUGCAAGGCAUGAACAGAGGUGGUGGUAUGAACAGAAACCGCGGGAGCAACUUUGGCGGCAUGCAGAGGGGACGUGCUGGAGGACGGGGUGCAGGCGGCUUCAGGGGACGGGGUCGAGGUGGCCGAGGGGCUGGUGGCAAGCAGCAACUCUCUGCAGAAGAACUCGACGCCCAGUUAGACGCCUACAAUGCAAGAAUGGACACCAGCUAAGAAGUCUUGCUGUUCUCCUGUUGGUCGUCCUUCCCUGUCUGCACAGAAGGAUGUCUGUUACAAUAGUGCAGAUUGUUUUACAUACACAUGGUUGUCCUGAUGUGAUUGAUCAUUGCUCCAGCCUCUUUUAACUGCUCUGAAGUGUUUUAUACUUUUUUUUCUCUCCUUUUCUGAUGAAAAUGGUUUUGUCUGUAGGUUGAAAGUUGAAAUUUCCAAGUCCAUUCCUCAAAACUUGUAGUAAAUGAAACUUGUAAUAAAACCUGCAGUGUAUAUUAACCAUA